GGACGAGUCUCUUCCCGGUGCCGGGCUUGACCGCCAUUAGGGCUCCGAAAUCCCUCCACCGGGGCCUGAGAUCGGCCCUUCGCCGGAGUUUGGAUCUCUGUCUUUUUCGUCCUCUCUCCCUUCAGACAAUCAGUUCCUCGAUUGCGUAGCAUGUCGAAGGACAUGACGAGCAUGGCGGAGAGGCUACGGAUAAGGUCCGGGAGGAAGCCCCUCUACAACGACGACGAUGUCUUUGACGAGUACAUGGAGCCCGUCACGGAUGGACGGUCAUCUCACUCCGACAAGCGCCAGUCGAAGGUUCUCAGAGACGACGCGAAGGAGGAUUCUUGUCAGGCUUGUGGAGGAAAUGGGCAGCUGGUCUAUUGUUAUACUUGCACUUAUUCCUACCAUCUUAAGUGUUUACUCCCACCUCUUAAAAUUGCACCUGAAGGAAGUUGGAGCUGCCCAGAAUGCGUCAAUCCUUUAAGUGAAAUUGAUAAGAUAUUGGACUGUGAAAUGAGGCCUUAUGGGAGCAACGAAACCGAUGAUUCUAAGGAGGUGUCAAAGCAGAAGUUUGUCAAACAAUACCUAGUAAAAUGGAAAAGAUUAUCUUACUUGCACUGUUCAUGGGUGCCAGAUUCAGAAUUUCAAAAGGCUUUCAAAUCAAAUCCAAGGUUGAGGACGAAGUUAAACAAUUUUCAUCGCCAGAUGGAUUUGAAUGGUUCAGAUGAGGACUGGGUGGCCAUACGACCUGAGUGGACAACUGUGGAUCGAAUACUUGCUACCAGGAAGGGAAGUGGUGAACGUGAGUAUCUUGUGAAAUGGAAGGACCUUCCAUAUGAUGAAUGUUAUUGGGAAGUUGAAUCAGACAUAUGUGCAUUUAAGCUGCAACUUGAGAGAUUUAAUUCAAUAAAUGAUAGGAAGCUUAAAUCAUCUUUUGCCAAGUCAAAAAGCUCCACACGAGAUGGAAAAGAUUCAAAACGCAAACAAAGCUCAUUUAAACAGUAUGAAGAGAGUCCAAAGUUUCUUACUGGAGGAUCAUUACAUCCCUAUCAACUUGAAGGGUUGAAUUUUUUACGGUUUUCUUGGGCUAAACAAACUCAUGUGAUACUUGCUGAUGAGAUGGGCCUUGGAAAGACUAUACAAAGUAUUGCAUUCCUGGCAUCACUUUUUGAAGAAAAGAUGUUUCCUCAUUUGGUUGUGGCACCUCUCUCUACACUGAGGAACUGGGAACGUGAAUUUGCAACUUGGGCACCACAUAUGAAUGUGGUCUUGUAUGUUGGUUCUGCUAAUGCACGUAGUGUCAUAAGGCAACACGAGUUUUACUUUCCUAAAAGCAAGUUGAAGAAGCUGAAGAAGAAAAGGAAAUCCACAGGUGUCACCAAAAACAAGCAGGACAUGGUGAAAUUUGAUGUUCUCCUAACAUCAUAUGAGAUGAUUAACAUGGACACUGUUUCUUUGAAGCCAAUAAAGUGGGAGUGCAUGAUCGUAGAUGAGGGUCACCGGCUAAAGAACAAAGAUUCAAAGCUGUUCAACUCAUUGAAGCUUUACUCAACUAACCACCGGGUACUCCUAACUGGGACUCCUUUACAGAAUAACUUGGACGAGCUAUUUAUGCUGAUGCAUUUUCUUGAUGCUGGGAAGUUUGCAAGCUUAGAGGAGUUCCAGGAAGAGUUCAAGGACAUUAAUCAAGAGGAACAAGUUGCUAGGCUUCACAAAAUGCUAGCACCUCAUCUACUUCGGAGAGUCAAGAAGGAUGUUAUGAAGGACCUUCCUCCAAAGAAGGAGCUAAUUUUACGUGUUGAAUUAAGUGCCGUUCAGAAAGAAUACUAUAGAGCUGUUCUUACACGUAACUAUCAGGUCUUAACUCGAAAAGGCGGUCCCCAGCUUUCACUUAUAAACGUGGUGAUGGAGUUGCGAAAAAUAUGUUGCCACGCUUAUAUGAUAGAAGGAGCAGAGCCUGAUGUCAAGGAUGAGAGUGAAGCCUACAGAAAACUAUUGGACUCUUCUGGUAAAUUGCACUUGUUGGACAAGAUGAUGGUAAAGCUUAAAGAGCAAGGCCACAGAGUCCUCAUUUACUCGCAGUUCAGACACAUGCUUGACAUACUGGAAGAUUACAUGAGUUACAAGAAUUGGAGCUAUGAGCGGAUUGAUGGCAUGAUUAGUGGAGCAGAUCGGCAGAUCCGCAUAGAUCGUUUUAAUGCCAAAAACUCAACAAGAUUCUGUUUUUUGCUUUCUACAAGAGCUGGUGGACUUGGCAUAAACCUUGCGACUGCAGAUACUGUAAUAAUAUAUGACAGUGAUUGGAAUCCACAUGCCGAUCUUCAGGCAAUGGCUAGGGCUCAUCGACUUGGACAGACUAACAAGGUAAUGAUUUAUAGGCUUGUUACACGAGGAACAAUUGAAGAGCGAAUGAUGCAGAUGACAAAGAAGAAAAUGGUUUUAGAACAUCUGGUUGUGGGACGGCUAAAGAACCAAAUGCUAAACCAGGAAGAGUUGGAUGACAUCAUACGAUAUGGAUCAAAAGAGUUAUUUGCUGACGAAAAUGAUGAAAGUGGCAAGUCACGCCACAUACAUUAUGAUGAUACUGCAAUUGAUAGGUUGCUUGAUCGUGAACAAGUUGGUGGUGAAGAGGCUUCAGUUACCGAAGAUGAAGAUGAUGAAUUCCUGAAAGCUUUCAAGGUUGCGAACUUUGAAUACAUAGACGAAGUGGAAGCUGCUGCAGCCAACGAAGUAGAAGCCAGGAAACAGGCUGAAGCAAAUGCCUCUGCAGUCAGCAGUUCUGAUAGAGCAAGUUACUGGGAAGAGUUGCUGAAAGAUAGAUAUGAUGUGCAUCAAGUUGAAGAGUUCACUGCUUUGGGCAAGGGGAAACGCAGUCGAAAACAGAUGGUAUUGGCUGAGGAUGAUGAUCUUGCUGGUUUGGAAGAUGUUACUUCAGAUGCUGAGGAAGAUGAAGCAGAAUGGAUGGACAGUGAGUCAUUUCCAUCUCGAAAUGCACAAGCUAGAAAAAUACAUGGAUCAAGGAAGAAACAUCGUGUUGAUGUGGAUUCACUUCCUCUUAUGGAUGGUGAAGGAAAAUCUUUCAGAGUUCUGGGAUUCAACCGGCUACAACGGGCUGCGUUUGUUCAAAUACUAAUGAGGUUUGGCCUUGGAGAAUAUGAUUGGCGCGAGUUUGUCCCUAGGUUAAAGAAUAAAUCUUUGGAGGAGAUUAAAGAAUAUGGCAAACUCUUUCUUACACACAUUUCUGAAGAGAUAACGGAUUCGCCAUAUUUUUCAGAUGGUGUUCCAAAAGAAGGAUUAAGAAUAUCAGAUGUGCUUGUUAGAGUUGCCAUUUUACAGUUAAUCGGAGACAAGGUGAAGCUGUUGUCUGAGAAGCUUGGAGCUCCACUUUUUUCUGAAGACGUCUUGUCACGGUUUCCCGGAUUGAUGAACGGUAGAGUCUGGAAGGAGGAGCAUGAUUUGUGCGUACUGCGUGCUGUAAUGAAGCAUGGCUAUGGGAGAUGGCAAGCUAUUAUAGAGGAUAGGGAGCUUGGGAUCCAAGAAAUUGUCUGCCAAGAACAAAACCUUCCCUAUUUGAACAGUUCGACUAUGGGCAAUGUCCUAGGGCAAGAAGGUGCACAUUUUCCUAAUUCUGGUGUUACUAAAGCCAAUGGUCCCGGGGUUGUCUCUGAAGCAGCUAUGGAGGAUAUCCAAGAAAAUACAAAAGGGAAUCAAUUGCAGCAAGAGAGCUAUGUGUUGUCAGAAAGCCAGAUUAUUCAUUUUAGAGAAGUGCAACGGAGACUUGUUGAGUUUGUCAAAAAGAGGGUUAUUCUCUUGGAGAAAGCCCUUAGCUUAGAAUACCAGAAGACACUUUUUGAUGGUAGGACAUGUGGAUCUGCCAACGAAGAAAUUGAACUUGACCCCAAAGUCAAUGUUGAGGCUCCAUUGUCGGCAGAUACUCCCAGUCCAAAUUCUUUUGAUGGUGAUCUACCUGUGUACAGUUCUUUAUCAGUUUUAGAGCCGAUUGGCGCUAUAGAAAUUCUUGGAGCAGCCUGUAAUAGUGAACCAAAUCGUUUUGUUUUGCCUCGUCUUUAUAAUGAGAUGUGUAAAUUGCUAAAUGACAAUGAACAUGAUGCGGUCCAAGCAUACAUUGGAAACAAGUCUGCAGCUUCAAGGUUAAGAAAAAACAUGCGCCAGCUGGAUGCUACUUGUGAAGAAGUGUUUCGGAUACUAUCUGUGCAACAAACAUCUUCACACGGUGGACCAAAUAUGGAGUCCAAUGGAUUAUUUCGUUCCGAGGAAAGUCAGCGUGUUACGAGCGCUAGUGCUUCGUCAGGUGUUGCUGCUGAUGCAUCAUGUCCAGAGUCCAAGUUUGAUGAAUCAAAUUUGGCUAGAAAACGGUCUGACAAUUCAGCAUCCCAAACAACUUCAACCUUGUCAUCACCACCUGCAGAAAGCACAGAAGCGGCACAGGCAGGUCGCUCAACAGAAGCAGCACAGAUUCCUCCCUCAACAGAAGCACGGGCUCCUCCCUCAACAGAACUUCCUCAAACUGACAAGCCGGCACCUCAUCCGGAACAUUCACAUACUCCUAUGGAGAUAAAUAAUGUGAAGAGCUCACCAACCAGGAAAGAUUCUGGCGCCCUGCAGAACGAGAAGGCUGCACAGCCAGGUAGCAAUGUUGUUGUUCUCGAUAACUGAGUUCCAGCAACAUUUUUGUGGUCAUAUAAUUUUUUGGUGUAUAUGUACAACAGUGGGCAUUCCCUGAUUCCCCUUUUGGUCAUGGGGCCUACCAUUUACUGCCAUCUUUGUCUCAUCAAAAUGAAAUCAGCCUGUUAACAUGUUAA
Nymphaea colorata (pocket water lily) is the source of this 4805-nucleotide messenger RNA. Its product is annotated as CHD3-type chromatin-remodeling factor PICKLE. The transcript is spliced from 31 exons. Gene Ontology annotation, cellular component: nucleus; chromatin. Gene Ontology annotation, biological process: negative regulation of transcription by RNA polymerase II; chromatin remodeling. The coding region runs from base 151 to 4659 and encodes 1502 amino acids. The record is from RefSeq and is a predicted model, not a curated record. Gene Ontology annotation, molecular function: DNA binding; ATP binding; ATP hydrolysis activity. NCBI's taxonomy places the organism in Eukaryota, Viridiplantae, Streptophyta, Magnoliopsida, Nymphaeales, Nymphaeaceae.